Messenger RNA from Didymella exigua CBS 183.55, 345 nucleotides. RefSeq lists its product as uncharacterized. Bases 1 to 345 code for a protein of 114 amino acids. The record is from RefSeq and is a predicted model, not a curated record. Lineage: Eukaryota; Fungi; Ascomycota; Dothideomycetes; Pleosporales; Didymellaceae. The transcript is spliced from 2 exons.
AUGAAACUUUCCAUCGCUCUCAUAUCUGCCUUCGCAGCUGUUGUUCUGGCACUUCCUACGCCUAGUGCUGACUCUGAGGUGGCGCCUGAAGUCCGAUGGGACUAUGGCAGCUCCAACGAGAAGCGGGACGCAAGCAGACCUGUGCCUAGAUGGGACUACGGUAGCACCGAAGACAAGAGAGAUCAUAUUGACAUCAACUGGAAUUACGGCAAGAAGAAGGCCCGCUGGGACUACGGCAAUACUGAAGACAAGAGAGAUGUAGUCGGCACCGAUUGGGAUUACGGUAAACGCGACGUCGAAGAGAAGAGGGUGGCCUGGGACUAUGGCAGUACUGAGGACAAGUAG